AUGUCCAGAAGGAAGACGAUGAGAAACAUGGUCUCGGCGACAGAGGAAGCGUGCAGGAGGAGCUUCUCACCAAACGUUGUUCGCCAGCCCUUGCUUCCCCAAACGGAGGGCUUGAUCGCGCUUCAACAUCAGCGCCGUCGAAACUGUAGGAAGCUGCCACCGCCGAGAAGCAUCAGGAAAGGGUGGGCUCUGCUACUUGACUUGCUAUGA
This is a messenger RNA of Linum trigynum, 210 nucleotides long. The record is from the annotation of a GenBank genome assembly. Lineage: Eukaryota; Viridiplantae; Streptophyta; Magnoliopsida; Malpighiales; Linaceae.